Messenger RNA from Miniopterus natalensis, 3653 nucleotides. RefSeq names its product cytochrome P450 family 20 subfamily A member 1 (gene CYP20A1). NCBI's taxonomy places the organism in Eukaryota, Metazoa, Chordata, Mammalia, Chiroptera, Miniopteridae. Gene Ontology annotation, cellular component: membrane. Gene Ontology annotation, molecular function: heme binding; oxidoreductase activity, acting on paired donors, with incorporation or reduction of molecular oxygen; iron ion binding. The record is from RefSeq and is a predicted model, not a curated record.
UCGCCCGGCCCGCGGGAGCCUAGUGCACAAGCUCGCGCCUCAGGUCCCGCGAGGCUGAGGCGCCGCCGCCGCGCCGGGAGCCGAGACGUGGCUCCCGCCGGGAGACCAUGUUGGACUUCGCGAUCUUCGCCGUCACCUUCUUGUUGGCGUUGGUGGCAGCAGUGCUCUACCUCUACCCGGCUUCCAGACAAGCUGCAGGAAUUCCAGGGAUUACUCCAACUGAAGAAAAAGAUGGUAAUCUUCCAGAUAUUGUGAACAGUGGAAGUUUGCAUGAGUUCCUGGUUAAUUUGCAUGAGAGAUAUGGGCCCGUGGUCUCUUUCUGGUUUGGCAGGCGCCCUGUGGUUAGUUUGGGCACUGUUGAUGUACUGAAGCAGCAUAUCAACCCCAAUAAGACAGUGGACCCUUUUGAAACCAUGCUAAAGUCAUUGUUAAGGUAUCAAUCUGGUGGUGGGACUGUGAGUGAAAACUAUGCAAGAAAAAAAUUGUAUGAAAAUGGCGUGACUGAUUCUCUGCAGAGUAAUUUUGCUCUCCUGCUAAAGCUAUCAGAAGAAUUAUUAGAUAAAUGGCUCUCCUACCCAGAGUCCCAGCAUGUACCCCUUUGCCAGCAUAUGCUUGGCUUUGCUAUGAAGUCUGUUACACAGAUGGUAAUGGGUAGUACAUUUGAAGAUGAUCAGGAAGUCAUUUGCUUCCAGAAGAACCAUGGCACAGUUUGGUCCGAGAUUGGAAAAGGCUUUUUAGAUGGAUCACUUGAUAAAAAUACUCCUCGGAAAAAACAAUAUGAAGAUGCCCUUAUGCAACUAGAAUCUAUUUUGAAGAAAAUCAUAAAAGAACGAAAAGGAAGGAACUUCAGUCAACGUAUUUUCAUCGACUCCUUAGUACAGGGGAACCUUAAUGACCAACAGAUCCUAGAAGACAGUAUGAUAUUUUCUCUGGCCAGUUGCAUAAUAACUGCAAAAUUGUGCACCUGGGCAAUCUGUUUUUUAACCACCUCAGAAGAAGUGCAGAAAAAACUAUAUGAAGAGAUAGACCAAGUUUUUGGGAAGGGUCCUAUUACUCCAGAGAAAAUUGAGCAGCUCAGAUAUUGUCGGCAGGUGCUUUGUGAAACUGUUCGGACUGCCAAACUGACCCCAGUUUCUGCCCGGCUUCAAGAUGUUGAAGGAAAGGUUGACAAAUUCAUUAUUCCUCGAGAGACACUUGUUCUUUAUGCCCUUGGUGUGGUACUUCAAGAUCCCAGUACUUGGCCAUCACCAUGCAAGUUUGACCCAGACCGGUUUGAUGAUGAGUCAAUAAUGAAAACUUUCUCCAUGCUUGGAUUCUCAGGCACACAGGAAUGCCCAGAGUUGAGGUUUGCAUAUAUGGUGACCACAGUACUUCUGAGUGUAUUGGUGAGGAGACUGCACCUACUUCCUGUGGAGGGACAAGUUAUUGAAACUAAAUAUGAACUGGUAACAUCCUCUAAGGAAGAAGCGUGGAUCACUGUUUCAAAGAGAUAUUAAAGUUUUAUACAUUUAACUUUGUUGAGGAAAGUGGCCAUUUAGAAAAUUUAUAUUGAAUCAUUUUACAAAGCAAGUAACAUUGUAUAAUAUAAACACAUAUAAGUACUUUAUUUAGUAAAUUUGUAUUUUUGUAUAUUAGAUUUUCUUAAUGGAUGAUAUAUAUUUAGACUUACUCCAUCAAUAUAGUGAUAAUAUUAAUGGUAAGUUUUCUAUUUUUAAUUUUUGUCAUCACUUUCUAUGCCAUUAUUUGUAUAUACUCUUCUUAGUUUAAUCUCUAAAGUUAAUAUUCUUGAAAAGAGAAAUUAUUUUGCAGCAUUUGGAGAAUCCUGUUUUCUGAAUAUUCAUAAAAGAGAAAUAUAAGCCUAUUCUUUUUCCAUAGUUCCAAUAAAUCACCUUAAAGGGGGAAGAGAGGAUUUCUCAUAAUUUUAUUUCUUGGAUUAAUAUUUUUAUUGUCUGAGCAUAAAUUAAUUUGUGUUUAAUCAUUGUUAUUAUGCUUCAUUACUCAUUUGCUACUUUUAUGCCUCCCCAGACGAUAGUGUUCAUUUCAUGACUUACACAAGUCUCAUCAUUUUGAGUGUUCUGAUCAUUUGGGAAGUAAUACAAUGGUGUUUUCAUGUGUCCUGUCUAAGUGACAAACGAAAAUUAAGGCUUGUUUUCCUUCUGUUUUGCUGGAAUUCUCCUUAACACUAAAUUACUCCACUAAUUCUCAUUUGUGGAAAAAACAAUUUCUAAAUUUACUUAUGUCAUAUACUUAACAUAAUGAAUUUAUGAUUAAGAAAUGAGAGAGCAUUAAUCAAAAACCAAAACCAAAUUAAAAAGAAAACAAAGAUAGGCUAAAAUAAUUGCAAAAUGUAUGACAGAAAUGGAUAAUAACUUAUAAAGUGUUCAUUCAGAUUGGUAAGAAAACAUACAAGUGAUAAACAGAUAAAAGAUAUGAAUAGCAGCUUUUACAGGAGGGAAUAGCUAAUAAACUUUUAGAAAUGGUCAUUCUCACUAGUAAGUAAAGAAAUAUUGGUGCUAUUUCAAACACAUUAACAUUUUAACACUUACACUUUAGUGCUGAUAAGUUUUAUGUUGAAUACUUUUUUAUUGAUAGUAUUGUAUUUCAGUCCACUUUUUUUGGUUAUGCUGUUCUUAAAGACUUUUUUUAAACACAUCUUUCAAAGACAAUAACUGAAGGAAAUAUGCCAAGUGCAGAUAGAGAGGAAAGGAAGAAAAAUGAAAAAUGUUGCAGGUGAGCUUAUUUUUUACACUUCUGAAUUUCGUUUGUAAAUUUAGUUUCAAGAAUGUACUUUAGUUGGUAAUUAUUAUUUUAUGCUGUGUUUAUGGUUAAGUAGCUAACAUUUAGACCUAGUUAUGGGUGGUUAACUUAGAAUUUAAUUAGAUGCAGGCUCUAUUUCUGACAAAAUAUUUAACAUACAGAAUAAUUUAAAUUUUAAAACUUUAAAUCAAAUGUAUUCAUAGUUCCUAGCAUCAUGUUGUUUCUAAAAAGAUAUAUUUCAAAAUAAUUUGUUAAAUUUAUUCCCACCCCACCUAUCAUUUUCUAUGGUUUUGUGUAGUUAGCACAUCUCCCUUUGUUGUCCAGGUACUUUAAUUGGUUUGGAAACUGGCAGUAAAAGGUAAGAGUGGGCAAUCAAAAUGUAAACCAAGUGUCAGUAAAAUCAGAUGAGGUAAGUGGAAUUUUAAAGUGAGACCAAUCAGCAGUGAUCACAGCAAAAACAGCAAUUGAGCCAGGGUCAGGGAGUUGGCAUAUUGCCAAUAAAUGAGGCACUGUAUAAUUACUAAUAAUGAUUGGAAUCAAGGAAAAUAGAGGCCAGAAGAGUCAGCUAACUAAGCAUAUUUUAUUCAUAGUUACAUGACUAACUUAAAACAUUUAAAAAAUCAUCUUCAAAAAAAUUAAAAAAUUUAAAACACUGUUAAUCAUGUAUAAAAUAAGUUGUCAUUCACUGUUGUUCUUACUUGGUCUUUUGUAUUUAUCAAAUGACUGAGAUUUUAGUAGCUACAGUGUCACCGAGGGCUUGUAGCAUAACUCUAGCAGAACCCUUACUUAAGUUUUGUAGCUUUUUGGGUUUUUAAAAAACUAUUGGUUCACUGUGAUCUGCAUUCUUUUUGAUAGUUCAGAAGUUUAUCUUUAAAAACAUCAGUACAACACAUUUU